ACUUCGUGUGCUGGGACGUGCCCUCUCCCCAUUCAGAGCCAUGCUUCGUGUGAUUGUGGAAUCUGCCAGCAAUAUCCCUAAAACGACAUUUGGGAAACCGGAUCCCAUUGUUUCUGUUAUUUUUAAGGAUGAGAAAAAGAAAACAAAGAAAGUUGAUAAUGAACUCAACCCUGUCUGGAAUGAGAUUUUGGAGUUUGACUUGAGGGGGAUACCACUGGACUUCUCAUCCUCCCUUGGAAUUGUUGUGAAAGACUUUGAGACAAUUGGACAAAAUAAAUUAAUUGGUACAGCCACUGUAUCCCUGAAGGACCUGACCGGCGACCAGAGCAGAUCGCUGCCAUACAAACUGAUCUCCCUGCUGAACGAAAGGGGGCAAGAGACUGGGGCCACCAUUGACUUGGUGAUCGGCUAUGAUCCGCCUUCAACUCCACAUCCGAAUGAUUCCGGUGGGACCAGCGUGUCAGGCAUGGGAGAAGAGGAGGAAGAUGGAGGUGCAGAAGACGGGUUGGACAGCAUGGUCAGGGGCCCUGGGACCCAGGGGCCAGGCAGGAUGGGGUCGGAAGCUCAGCUUGCCCGGAGGCUCACGAAAGGGAAGAACACCCGGCGGAUGCUGUCUAACAAGCCACAGGACUUCCAGAUCCGGGUCCGAGUGAUUGAGGGCCGGCAGUUAAGUGGCAACAACAUAAGACCUGUGGUCAAAGUCUACGUCUGUGGCCAGACACACCGAACAAGGAUCAAGAGAGGGAACAAUCCAUUUUUUGAUGAGUUAUUUUUCUACAAUGUCCACAUAACCCCUUCUGAAUUGAUGGAUGAGAUCAUCAGCAUUCGGGUUUAUAAUUCCCAUUCUUUGCGGGCAGAUUGUCUGAUGGGGGAAUUUAAGAUUGAUGUUGGAUUUGUUUAUGAUGAACCUGGUCAUGCUGUCAUGAGAAAAUGGCUUCUGCUCAAUGACCCCGAAGAUGCCAGCUCGGGUGCUAAAGGUUACAUGAAAGUCAGCAUGUUUGUCCUGGGAACCGGAGACGAGCCCCCUCCUGAGAAACAAGACCGUGAUAACGACACUGAUGAUGUGGAGAGUAAUUUGUUACUCCCUGCUGGCAUUGCCCUACGGUGGGUGACCUUCUUGCUGAAAAUCUACCGCGCAGAGGACAUCCCCCAGAUGGACGAUGCCUUCUCUCAGACAGUGAAGGAAAUAUUUGGGGGCAAUGCAGAUAAGAAGAACCUGGUGGAUCCCUUUGUAGAAGUUUCCUUUGCUGGAAAAAAGGUUUGCACAAAUAUAAUUGAGAAAAAUGCAAACCCUGAGUGGAAUCAAAUCGUUAAUCUUCAGAUCAAGUUUCCUUCAAUGUGUGAAAAAAUAAAACUAACGGUAUAUGACUGGGACCGUCUUACCAAAAAUGAUGUAGUUGGAACAACAUAUCUAUACCUCUCCAAAAUUGCUGCCUCUGGUGGGGAAGUAGAAGAUUUCUCAUCUUCGGGAUCUGGGGCUGCAUCGUACACAGCAAAUACAGGAGAAACAGAAGUGGGCUUCAUUCCAACAUUUGGACCUUGUUAUUUGAACCUCUACGGAAGCCCCAGAGAGUACACAGGAUUCCCAGACCCCUACGAUGAGCUAAAUACUGGAAAGGGAGAAGGAGUUGCCUACAGAGGCAGAAUCUUGGUUGAAUUGAGCACUCUUCUUGAAAAGACACCUCCAGAUAAAAAGCUUCAGCCCAUUUCAAAUGAUGACCUGCUGGUUGUUGAGAAAUAUCAGCGAAGGCGAAAGUACAGCCUGUCUGCUGUGUUCCAUUCGGCCACCAUGUUGCAAGAUGUUGGCGAGGCCAUUCAGUUUGAAGUCAGCAUUGGGAACUAUGGCAACAAGUUUGACGCAACCUGUAAGCCUUUGGCCUCAACCACCCAGUACAGCCGUGCCAUAUUUGAUGGGAACUACUAUUAUUACCUGCCUUGGGCCCACACAAAGCCAGUUGUUACCCUGACUUCAUAUUGGGAAGAUAUUAGUCAUCGCCUGGAUGCAGUAAAUACUCUCUUAGUCAUAGCAGAACGGCUGCAAUCAAACAUAGAGGCUCUGAAAUCAGGGAUCCAAGGUAAAAUUCCUGCAAACCAGCUGGCUGAAAUAUGGUUGACGCUGAUCGAUGAAGUUAUAGAAGACACAAGACAAACGCUGCCUCUCCCGGAAGGAAAACCUAAUGUCACAAUUCUAGAUACUCAGAUCCAGAAGCUGCGGUCCAGAUCGCUGUCUCAGAUUCAUGAGGCAGCUGUGAGGAUGAGGUCUGAGGACACAGAGGUGAAGUCCACGCUGGGGGAAAUCGAGGACUGGCUUGAUAAAUUAAUGCAACUGACUGAAGAGCCGCAGAACAGUAUGCCUGACAUCAUCAUCUGGAUGAUCCGGGGCGAGAAAAGGCUGGCCUACGCGCGCAUUCCUGCACAUCGGGUUUUAUACUCCACCAGCGGGGAGAAUGCAUCAGGGAAGCACUGUGGGAAAAUUCAGACCAUCUUUCUGAAGUACCCGCAGGAAAGAAACAACGGACCGAAGGUGCCUGUGGAGUUGCGAGUGAACAUCUGGCUGGGCUUAAGUGCUGUGGAGAAGAAGUUCAAUAGCUUCGCAGAAGGAACAUUCACCGUUUUUGCUGAAAUGUAUGAAAAUCAAGCUCUUAUGUUUGGAAAAUGGGGCACUUCUGGAUUAGUGGGCCGCCAUAAAUUUUCUGAUGUCACAGGAAAAAUAAAACUCAAGAGAGAAUUCUUCCUGCCUCCAAAGGGCUGGGAAUGGGAAGGAAACUGGACUGUUGAUCCUGAAAGAAGCUUGCUGAUGGAGGCAGAUGCGGGUCACACGGAGUUCACGGAUGAAGUGUAUCAGAAUGAGAGUCGCUACCCUGGGGGCGAGUGGAAGCCAGCGGAAGACACCUACACCGAUGCAAACGGGGACAAAGCAGCUUCGCCCAGUGAGCUCACCUGCCCUCCGGGCUGGAAAUGGGAAGAUGAUGCCUGGGUGUACGACAUCAACCGUGCAGUGGAUGAGAAAGGCUGGGAGUAUGGAAUCACCAUUCCACCUGAUAAUAAGCCCAAAUCCUGGGUUGCAGCAGAGAAAAUGUAUCAUACUCACAGACGGCGAAGGCUGGUCCGAAAACGCAAGAAAGAUUUAACACAAUCCGCAUCAAGUACUGCAAAGGCCAUGGAAGCGUUGGAAGACCAGGAGGGCUGGGAAUAUGCUUCUUUAAUUGGCUGGAAGUUUCACUGGAAACAUCGUAGUUCAGACACCUUUCGCCGCAGACGCUGGAGGAGAAAAAUGGCUCCUUCGGAAACACACGGUGCCGCUGCCAUCUUCAAGCUGGAAGGUGCCCUUGGCGCAGACACCACUGAGGACGGAGAGGAGAAAAGCACCGACAAGCAGAAGCACAGCGCCACCACUGUGUUCGGGGCAAACACGCCCAUCGUCUCCUGCAAUUUUGACAGAGUCUACAUGUAUCACCUGCGCUGCUAUAUCUACCAAGCCAAAAACCUCAUGGCUUUAGACAAGGAUAGCUUUUCAGACCCAUAUGCUCAUGUCUCCUUCCUCCACCGAAGUAAAACCACGGAGAUCAUCCACUCCACUCUGAAUCCCACAUGGGACCAAACGAUUAUAUUUGAUGAAAUUGAAAUUUACGGGGAACCCCAAACAGUCCUUCAGAACCCACCCAAAGUUGUCAUCGAACUUUUUGACAAUGACCAAGUGGGCAAAGAUGAGUUUUUAGGACGAAGCAUGUGCUCUCCUCUGGUGAAACUAAACGCAGACAUGGACGUCAUGCCCAAACUGCUCUGGUACCCAGUAAUGAACGAAGGCAAGGCUUGUGGGGACGUCCUUGUAACUGCAGAGCUGAUUCUGAGACACAAGGAUGGCUCCAACCUUCCCAUUCUUCCCUCACAAAGGGCACCAAACCUGUACAUGGUCCCCCAGGGGAUCCGGCCUGUGGUCCAGCUCACUGCUAUCGAGAUUCUAGCUUGGGGCUUAAGAAAUAUGAAGAACUACCAGAUGGCUCCUGUCACAUCCCCCAGUCUCAUCGUGGAGUGCGGAGAGGAGAGGGUAGAGUCCGUGGUCAUCAAAAACCUUAAGAAGACGCCCAACUUCCCGGGUUCUGUUCUCUUCAUGAAAGUGUUCCUGCCCAAAGAGGAGUUGUACAUGCCUCCGCUGGUGAUCAAGGUCAUCGACCACAGGCAGUUUGGGCGGAAGCCCAUCGUUGGCCAGUGCACCAUCGACCACCUGGACCGCUUUCGCUGUGACCCGUAUGCAGGAAAGGAGGACAUCGUGCCGCAGCUCAAAGCCUCCUUUAUGUCUACCCCACCCUGCCGGGACGUCAUUAUCGAAAUAGAAGACACCAAACCAUUGCUGGCUUCGAAGCUGACAGAAAAGGAGGAAGAAAUCGUUGACUGGUGGAGUAAAUUUUAUGCUUCCACGGGGGAACAUGAAAAAUGUGGACAAUAUAUUCAGAAAGGCUAUUCCAAACUCAAGAUUUUUGAUUGUGAACUGGAGGAUGUAGCAGAAUUUGAGGGCCUGACAGACUUCUCAGGUACUUUCAAGCUCUAUCGAGGCAAAUCGGAUGAGAACGAAGACCCUUCUGUGGCAGGAGAGUUUAAGGGCUCCUUUCGAAUCUACCCCCUGCCGGACGACCCCAGCGUGCCGCCCCCUCCCCGGCAGUUCCGGGAAUUACCUGACAGCGUCCCACAGGAAUGCACGGUGCGGAUUUACAUUGUUCGAGGCUUAGAGCUCCAGCCCCAGGACAACAAUGGCCUGUGUGACCCUUACAUAAAAAUAACACUGGGCAAAAAAGUAAUCGAAGAUCGAGACCACUACAUACCCAACACUCUCAACCCCGUUUUCGGCAGAAUGUAUGAACUGAGCUGCUACCUACCUCAAGAAAAAGAUCUGAAAAUUUCUGUCUAUGACUAUGACACCUUUACCCGUGAUGAGAAAGUGGGAGAAACGAUCAUUGACCUGGAGAACCGAUUCCUUUCCCGGUUUGGGGCCCACUGUGGCAUACCUGAGCAGUACUGUGUUUCUGGAGUGAAUACCUGGCGGGAUCAGCUGAGACCAACACAGUUGCUUAAAAACGUGGCCAGAUUCAAAGGCUUCCCACCGCCCAUCCUUUCCGAAGAUGGAAGUAGAAUCAGAUACGGAGGGCGAGACUACAGUGUGGAUGAUUUUGAAGCCAACAAAAUUCUGCACCAGCACCUUGGGGCCCCUGAGGAGCGUCUCGCCCUUCACAUCCUCAGGACUCAGGGGCUGGUCCCUGAACACGUGGAGACAAGGACUUUGCACAGCACCUUCCAGCCCAACAUCUCCCAGGGGAAACUUCAGAUGUGGGUAGAUGUUUUCCCCAAGAGUUUGGGGCCACCAGGCCCUCCUUUCAACAUCACACCCCGGAAAGCUAAGAAAUUCUACCUCCGCGUGAUCAUCUGGAAUACCAAGGACGUCAUCUUGGAUGAGAAAAGCAUCACAGGAGAGGAAAUGAGCGACAUCUAUGUGAAAGGCUGGAUUCCUGGCAGUGAAGAAAACAAACAGAAAACAGAUGUCCAUUACAGGUCCUUGGAUGGUGAAGGGAAUUUUAACUGGAGAUUUGUUUUCCCAUUUGACUACCUCCCAGCUGAACAACUGUGUAUCAUUGCUAAAAAAGAGCAUUUCUGGAGUAUCGACCAAACCGAAUUUCGGGUACCACCCAGACUGAUCAUCCAGAUUUGGGAUAAUGACAAGUUUUCUCUUGAUGACUACUUGGGUUUCCUGGAACUUGAUUUGCAUCACACCAUCGUCCCAGCAAAAUCAUCAGAGAAAUGCAGUUUGGACAUGAUUCCGGACCUCAGAGCCAUGGACCCCCUCAAAGUGAAAACCGCCUCCCUCUUCGAACAGAAGUCCAUGAGGGGAUGGUGGCCGUGCUACGCAGACAAAGAGGGCUCCCGCGUGCUGGCGGGGAAAGUGGAGAUGACGUUGGAAAUCCUUAAUGAGAAGGAGGCCGACGAGAGGCCAGCCGGGAAGGGACGGGAUGAACCCAACAUGAACCCCAAGCUGGACCCACCAAACCGACCAGAAACCUCCUUCCUCUGGUUCAUCAACCCAUGUAAAACCAUGAAGUUCAUUGUGUGGCGCCGAUUUAAGUGGGUCAUCGUCGGGCUGCUGAUCCUGCUGAUCCUUCUGCUCUUCGUGGCCGUGCUGCUGUACUCCUUACCGAACUAUUUAUCAAUGAAGAUUGUGAAGCCAAAUGCAUAAUAAAAGCAAAAGCUUCUUUUGAAGAGUCAUCAGCAAGGAGGGAAUCCAGUCUGUUUAGGGACCAAAAUCAAGCGUGAUUUUGCUUGUGCCUGAGACGACAUUGCAGCUGGUUACUGUACUUCUCCACAGCCCAGCAGUCCCCAGAGUCCAGGUCCUGAAAGCCAGGCCAGCUGGCAACAUUUUUAUCUUAUCUCCUGAAGUGUUACCAUUUUUACCAUGUGUUUCAGAAUAUUUUUCAAGGUGGCUGGUUCCAUUUUAAAAAUCAUCUUUUUUGUAUGAGUCCUUAAUUCUGUAAUUCCAUCUUUGGAAAUUGCUGAAAUCGAAUUUAAAAUUCCUGCAUCUUGACUUCAUAGUCUUCUUACUUGUAAUCAACAAAAAGGACUGUGCCUUAUAAAAACAGAAUAGAGUCCAUCUUAUUUAUGCCUGUAACCACUGUUAUGAUAUUUUAUAUGGAUAAGUGUCAGGAGAAGCUAUUCAAUUUCUGUGAU
This is a messenger RNA of Molossus molossus (Pallas's mastiff bat), 6711 nucleotides long. RefSeq names its product myoferlin (gene MYOF). Gene Ontology annotation, molecular function: phospholipid binding. The record is from RefSeq and is a predicted model, not a curated record. The transcript has 54 exons. Bases 41 to 6223 code for a protein of 2060 amino acids. Gene Ontology annotation, cellular component: plasma membrane. Lineage: Eukaryota; Metazoa; Chordata; Mammalia; Chiroptera; Molossidae. Gene Ontology annotation, biological process: membrane fusion; T-tubule organization; plasma membrane repair.